AAUUUAAAAUCAUCGAAUAAAGUUUUUAUAUGCCUGGAAACUUUUUUUUUAUUGGCGCCAAUUCAAUGCAUGGAACUAUUCUCAAGCUCUGAAACGAUUUCAAAUUUUUCUUUUUGGGAUCUUUUAUGAUCCAAAUAUGAAUAUUACAAUAGUUCAGCAGACAAUUAUCUUGUUCAUUUUGGCAUAUUCAAUUGUUCUAGUUUUUCUUCUCAAAGCAAGCAACAAAUAUCCAAUCCAAUAUCAAUUAACAGAACAUCAUCAUCAUCCGAAAACGACGGGUGUUAUUUUCGAAUUUGAAAAUUUUCAAAAUGAUCUCUUUGAAACUGUAAAAAAUGUCUGUGUUAAUGUUGAUCUGGUGAUUGUAUUCAGUGAAACAUUUAUUUAUCCAACGAUUGAUUUUGCAACCAUUUCUGAUUGUCGGAUCAAAUUAAUUGAAUCAGAAAAAUCUAUAAGUGAUAGUUUUGAACAAAAAAAUGUUUACAAUUUCAUCCAAAAUGAUUAUUUGCUUAUCUUACCUGAUUAUACACGAAUCUAUUAUCCAAAUAAUUUAUCGAUUAUCGAUGAUCUUGUAUCCAGAAUAAAUCAAGUCAAAGCUGAUGCUUUGUUAUUAACUUUUUCAAAUGAUAAAAACAAAACCAAAUGUCACUAUUUUAACCUCGACAUACGUCGUUGGACAUUGAAUUUUGUUGAUAAUGGAACCAACUGUUUUUACAGAAAUGGAUUUGCUUUAUUUUUACCUAAGCGAAUAUUUUUCAAAUUAUCCUAUCCUUUACUUCGUCCUUUCUUACAAUCAUUUUUGAUACAAUCACAAAUAUUGAAUAUAAAGGUUUCCAUUUUUGAUUCACCUUUAUUUCUUUUUUCGAAUGGAUUGGAAAUAUUUUCUGAUCAUUACACUAAAAGUAAACAUGAUCAUCUGGAAAAACAACGACUUGAAUCAAUGUAUGUGAAAUUGGGCAUCAAGAAAAUUGUCAAUCGCACAGAUGAUUCGAUCGAAUGGUAUGGUUGUGAUAGAAAUCGACCAAGAUGUUUUGGUUCGAUCACAAACGAUAUGCCAGAUUAUUUGAUUAAAAAUCGUUGGCUUCCACCUUGUUGUCGACGUAAUCUUGAAAUAACUGGACGUUAUGUUUUUAAUUUAUUAGAGAAAUCUAAUGUUCGUUAUUGGCUUGAAGGUGGAUCACUGCUUGGUGCAGCUAGAAAUGGUAAGAUUAUUGAUUGGGAUUAUGAUAUCGAUAUCGGUAUCUAUCAUGAAGAUAUGCACAAAUUAUCGAUUCUACAAAUUUUAUUCGAUAAACCAUCUGGUUAUCAUGUUGAAGAUGGACAAGGAUUCGUUUGGGAAAAAGCAUUGGAAGGAAAUUUUAUCAAAAUUCAUUAUAGUUUAAUCAAUAGGAUACAUGUUGAUAUUUUUCCAUUUGUAGCUUUGAACGGUACAAUGACCAAAGAUACUUGGUUCGAAAAUCAUCCACAAGAUAUGCCUUUUCCGGAAUAUUUUCUGAAACCAUUGAAACAAUUAUCAUUUAUCGGCAUCAAUGUAAGCGUACCGAAUAAUGUUGAAAAAUUUUUGGAAAUGAAAUUUGGUUCCAAUGUCAUUGAAGAGCGUCGAUAUCCGAAUAAUCAGACAAUUGAUUGAAUAACAAGAAUUUUUUUUAUUUCGAAUUUAUUUAGAAAAAAAAAUUUAAUCAAAACUAGCCCAUAUAACAAAUUCAAUACAUUUGAAGUGCAGAAUAAAAUAAAAUGAUGAUUUUUGUUUAUCAUACGAAUGUUAAUAGCAAUGUACGCUAAUUAAUGAAAAUAACAAAAAUAAAAUUAGACAAAAUUUUUCUACCA
Dermatophagoides farinae (American house dust mite) is the source of this 1824-nucleotide messenger RNA. RefSeq names its product ribitol 5-phosphate transferase FKRP. Gene Ontology annotation, biological process: protein O-linked glycosylation via mannose. Gene Ontology annotation, cellular component: Golgi apparatus. The record is from RefSeq and is a predicted model, not a curated record. Lineage: Eukaryota; Metazoa; Arthropoda; Arachnida; Sarcoptiformes; Pyroglyphidae.